AUGAAGGACAACGAGUUCACCCGAAUCUACCAGCAUCUCGGCAAUUUGCGUGAGGCGUGCAAGCGGAACGGAGUUGCUCUACCAGAGAACGUCUACGCUGCUUCCACCGAGAUGUCGUCGGCGCUAGCCGCCUCAGAUGGUGACGAAGUGGCCGCUUUGAACUUGCUGACCGCCAAAUUCAAACGAGGGAGCAAACGGGGGAAUUCGGCGGCGGAUACCACAGCGGAAAAGAGACGACGAACCGAAGGCAAGGAUACCACGGCACCGGGACAAGAUGUUGGCAGUGAAGAAGAGACCCCUCUGGACAUGGAAGAAGAUGAAGCAGACGACGAAAGCGGUGAGUUCGAGCAGGAAGGAGAAAACGGAGACAGCUCGCCGCAGAAAUUGUCGCGGUUGUCCGAAGAUGUCCGCAAGAAGCCUGCUGCAGUCGCGUCGAAUCAAGUUAUUGUGGACGCCUUCACGGCCUAUGGUGAUCAACAGCUACAUCGAGGCCACACGGGCAAGGGGGUCACGCACCUACGAGCUGCACUUGCCAUUCGAGACUACCCUCAUGCCAUUACUUCGGGCGCUGAAGCUCGCGCUGUGCCAAUGGUAGGGGUCAAGAUGGCCAAGCAAGUGGAGGAAAUCUUGUCGUCCGGCGAACUCAAGGACGAAACACCGUGGCUGAACGUUAGCACCGCAGACGUGGAGCAGCACUCGCCUCCCAGAUUGGUGCGGGAGGUGCGUGAUUCGCAGGCGAAGUGCCCAGAGAACCAAGCGCUAGUGGACGAGUUGGCCAAGUUCGGGGAGCACGAGCUGUAUUUUCGUAGUGGCAGUAAGGGGACGACUCACCUUCGCGCUGCCAGAGCGCUCCAGCUAACCGACCAGGUUGUCACGUCUGGAGACCAAGCUCGCCGCACGGUGCCCCUCGUCGGACGAACUAUUGCUGACAAGAUCGAUCAAAUUCUCAAGCACGGGCGCAUUGUCAACGACAGUCCAGUGUCGAGCGGCGUUCAACCAGCUCCGAUCGUGGUGGACCUUCGAGAGAACCCGGCAGUUCGACCUGAGAACCAGCGCAUUGUUGACGCUCUGGUUGACUAUGGCGACAGUCACCUUCAUUCCGGCCACCGGGGCAAAGGAAUAACCCACUUACGAGCAGCUCGAGCCAUCCGCGACGCCGAUGUGGUGGUGACGUGCGGUAAGGACGCGGUCGAGUCGAUCAAGCAAGUUGGGGCUCGAGUUGGUGAAACGAUCGACCGGCUUUUGGAGCAGGGCAACGCUGAUACUGACGAGGAUGAGGAUGUCAGUCAAACUGAUGAAGGCAGCGAGUAUGGGGCUCGAGAGCCUUCAGACACGCCGCCGAUUGUGCUCGAAGUGCGCAGCAAACCAGCUCAAGUUGAGGGGAACCAGGAGAUUGUGGACGCGUUGUCUGUGCAUGGAGAGAAACAGCUUUUGAGAUGGCACACCAGUCAAGGAACGGCGUUUAUGCGUGCAGCUCGUCGCCUCCGUGAUGCUGCGGAAUUGGUGACUACCGGAAGUGUGGCUAAAGCUCUGGGUUGUAUUGGAGAUAAGGUCGUCACGUUUAUCGACACUGUGGUCGUGUGCAAGACAAUGGAGGAGGUCGAGGUCACGACGGGCUCGGAUGAAGGAGAACUGCAGUAG
This is a messenger RNA of Phytophthora sojae, 1641 nucleotides long. RefSeq lists its product as hypothetical. Lineage: Eukaryota; Oomycota; Peronosporomycetes; Peronosporales; Peronosporaceae. Bases 1 to 1641 code for a protein of 546 amino acids. The transcript is spliced from 3 exons. Gene Ontology annotation, molecular function: DNA-directed DNA polymerase activity; DNA binding. The record is from RefSeq and is a predicted model, not a curated record. Gene Ontology annotation, biological process: double-strand break repair via nonhomologous end joining. Gene Ontology annotation, cellular component: nucleus.